AUGGCGCGCCGAAACCGGAAGUAUCCAUCUGUGGUAUCGUCCACCACCACGUCGGCGGUAUCCUCGCGUAUGCCUUCUGCGGCUCCCUCAGCGGCACCUUCAACAGUACCUUCGCGCGCGCCAUCGCCGACACCUCCAACGCCGGCAGAGCCAUUCAGGUUCUUCGAUCUGCCCUCUGAGUUAAGAAUCAAGGUAUACGAGAUGCUACUGUGGACCUCAAAGCCACUGGAUCUUGAUCCAGUCAACUACCGCCUAGUCCAUCCCCGCCUUGCCGUCUUCCUUGCCAGCCGCCGCAUGCACGACGAAGCAUACCCCGUCUUCUACUCCCAGCCGAUCCGCCUUUUCCCGACCCACGGCCGCUUUUUCCAUACAAAACAACCGCUCCUCGCCCGCCUGCCACCACAUUAUCGCGCCGCGGUCACCACGCUUGAACUCCGCCUUGGCCCAGGCUGGAGCAACCCACCACGCUGUCAGAACACCAGGCCUUCUCUUGGCCUCGCAGACUGCACGAGUCUCCGCACGCUCAAGAUAUUUGUGGAAUGCGAUCCAUCCGAUAGCAUCUUUACAGGCUUCCGAGGCAAGAAUGCUACCGAGGAGACGUACAAGUGGUUUUGCGUAGACCUGCUGCGCGGGAUUAUUGAGCAGGCGCGGAGCUUGGCGACGGUCGAGAUUGAUGCAUAUCCGGCCGUAAAGAAGGAGGCGCCGCUUGUUAUGGCUUUGCGUAGAAACAUCGAAGAGAACGGCAAGAGGCUGGUGUGGGGUCCACUGAGAGGUUGGGAGAAGGAGGGCGAUGAGCCUGGUUUGAUUGGGUUGGAGAAGGCACUGGCAGGGAUGGGCCUUGGAGAUGGCGGCAUGAGCAGGGUGAUUGAAGUCACGGCGUAG
Messenger RNA from Saxophila tyrrhenica, 882 nucleotides. RefSeq lists its product as uncharacterized. The coding region runs from base 1 to 882 and encodes 293 amino acids. The transcript has 2 exons. NCBI's taxonomy places the organism in Eukaryota, Fungi, Ascomycota, Dothideomycetes, Mycosphaerellales, Extremaceae. The record is from RefSeq and is a predicted model, not a curated record.